Leucoraja erinaceus (little skate) is the source of this 1550-nucleotide messenger RNA. RefSeq names its product C-C chemokine receptor type 7-like. Bases 383 to 1471 code for a protein of 362 amino acids. The transcript has 2 exons. Gene Ontology annotation, cellular component: membrane. The record is from RefSeq and is a predicted model, not a curated record. Gene Ontology annotation, biological process: G protein-coupled receptor signaling pathway; chemotaxis; immune response. Gene Ontology annotation, molecular function: chemokine receptor activity. NCBI's taxonomy places the organism in Eukaryota, Metazoa, Chordata, Chondrichthyes, Rajiformes, Rajidae.
GUGUGCAGUGUGAGUGUGCAAGGGGAGUGUGCAGGGGAGUGUGAGUGGGGCAAGGGGAGUGUGUCAGUGAGCGCGGCAAGGGGUGAGUGUGCAGGGGUGAUUGUGCGGGGAGAGUAUGAGUAUACAGUGUGAGUGUGCAAGGGGAGUGUGCAGUGUGAGUGUGCAGUAUGAGUGUGCAGUGUGAGUGUGCAAGGGGAGUGUGCAGGGGAGUGUGAGUGUGCAGGGGGAGUGUGUCAGUGAGCGCGGCGGUGGGUGUGUCUAGCCGCCGGAGGGGGCAGUUCAGGCGCCGUUCAGCAGAACCUGCACUUUGCGGAAUGUGAACACGCUCUGUCUACGGAUCAGUAACCGGGGGGAGAGCGAGUGGACACCGGCAGUUGUGCGGAUGGGAGACGGAGACGGAGACGGAGCCGGUGCGGGCGGGAGCGACAACUGGAUGUCGUGGACAGAUGUGCCGCAGGUGGAGUACAGCACCAACACAGGCGACUAUUCGGAAUAUCCGCUGCUGUGUGAGAUGGAUGAGGUGCUGCGGCUGGUGGGAUUACUGCAGCCAUGUGUCUACUCAUUGGUCUUCACUCUGGGGGUGCUGGGGAACGGGUUAGUGUUGGCGACAUACGCGCAACACCAGCGGUUAUUAGUUACUGACAUCUACCUGUUCAAUCUGGCCGUGGCCGACCUGCUGUUUCUGUUCACGUUGCCUUUCCAAGCCGCCGCCUCGCAGCACGGCUGGGUCUUUGGGCCGGUGUUGUGCUCGCUAGUACACACUGUGUACAAGGUGAACCUGUACAGCGGUUUCCUGCUACUCAUGUGUAUCAGCAUCGACCGUUACUUCUCCAUUGUGUGGGCCCGGGCGGCGCGGAGACUGCGCUCUCGCCAGCUGAGCCUCUGUCGUCACAUCUGUCUGGCUGUCUGGGUCAGUUCGUUGCUGCUCAGUAUCCCUCACCUCCUCUACAGCCGGGUGGAGCAGUACUCCGCCCGCCACUGCCUCCUCUCGUACACAGCCGGCCUCAAUAGUUGGCUGCGUGUGGCCACUCCGGCCGUCCAGGUGUUGCUGGGUUUCCUGCUACCCCUUCUGGUCAUGACCUUCUGCUACUCGGUGAUUGUCCGCACCUUGCUACAGGUGCGCGGUUUGGAGAAACACCGGACAGUCCGUAUGGUUCUACUGGUCGUGCUGGUAUUCGUCUUGUGUCAGACACCCUACAACAUAAUGUUACUGCUGGACACGGUGCGAGGCAACGCGGGGUUGGAGUGUGAGCAGGUGAAGCGGCGAUUCCUGGCGCUGCAGGUGACCAGCAGUCUAGCCUACACUCGCUGUUGUCUCAACCCGCUAGUCUACGCCUUCGUGGGCGUCAAGUUCCGCCGCAACUUGCUCCGGUGCCUGGGUCGCUGGCGCCGGAGAGCGGGGCCGAACAGCCUGAGUUCCAGCCGCGCCUUCAACCUCAACACCGAUAUCAGCAGCACCGGGACCCGGUAGACCCUCCCGCGGCUCCGGGGGGGGGGAGAUCCGGUCGGCCUGUCCCGGUGAAACUCCGUAACGUUCUCCCAAAGCUUGU